AUGACAGAUCCCGAGAGAGGGGCGACUCCUGUUGGGGAUGAGAAGGUCAUGUCACAACAUAAAGAGCAUAUGAUGGGGGAAGUUGCCCAUGAAGCGGCCGAGAGGGGCCACCUCGCGACAGAUGAAUAUGGUCAACCCCUGGUUGAGUUCGAUAAGGUAGCAGAGUCCAAAUUGCGACUCAAGAUCGACCUUUACAUUGUUCCAACCGUCGCCGUGAUGUAUUUGUUCUGUUUCAUCGAUCGUGCCAAUAUAGGAAAUGCCAAGCUUGCGGGCUUCAACAAAGAUCUGGGACUUGUCAAUUAUGAUUAUAAUGCUGUGCUCUCCGUUUUCUUCAUCUCCUAUAUCAUCUUUGAGAUCCCUUCGAAUAUCAUGUGCAAGUGGGUAGGACCUGGUUGGUGGCUUCCGGGGAUUACACUCGGAUUUGGGAUUUGCUCGGUCGCCACAGCUUUCGUUCAUGAUAUCCAUAGUGCAUCUGGCGUGCGCUUCCUGCUUGGGAUGUUUGAAGCAGGAUUGUUACCUGGAAUCGCGUACUAUCUUUCGCGUUGGUAUCGACGUAGUGAGCUUGCCUUCCGUCUGUCGCUGUACAUUGUCAUGGCCCCCCUCGCUGGAGCAUUCGGAGGUCUGCUAGCUUCGGGUAUCCUCAAGCUCGAUCACUUUGGAGGUUUGCGCACAUGGCGUAUGAUCUUUGCGAUCGAGGGUAUUGUCACGAUUGGCAUUGGCAUGAUCGCAUUCUUUACAUUGACCGACCGACCGGAGACGGCCAGGUGGCUCACCCAGGAGGAGAAGGACCUCGCCGUUGCCCGAGUCAAGUCUGAGCGUGUAGGCACCACUGAGGUUCUUGACAAGUUGGACAUGACCAAGACUCUGCGCGGAAUCUUCAGCCCAGUGACCAUCACCACUUCAUUCGUGUUCCUGUUGAACAACAUUACCGUGCAAGGCCUUGGCUUCUUUGCGCCCACUAUUGUCCAAACCAUUUAUCCCAACGCCAGUGUGAUCUCUCAGCAACUGCACACCGUCCCCCCAUAUGUGGUCGGGGGUUUCUUCACCCUCUUGUUCCCCUAUCUCAGCUGGCGAUUUGAUAAUCGCAUGGUCUUCUUCGUUGUCAGCCCCCCGCUGAUGAUCACUGGUAAGUUUCUUAGCCCUCAAUCUGUGGAUUUGGGAAUAUUUCACCAGGCCUGCUUCAUAUCAUGUGCUAACGACAGGCUGACACAGGGUAUAUCAUGUUCCUCGCUAGCGAGAAUAGUAUGGUACGAUAUGGGGCCACCUUCAUAA
Molecule: messenger RNA, 1272 nt
Organism: Penicillium salamii
Lineage: Eukaryota; Fungi; Ascomycota; Eurotiomycetes; Eurotiales; Aspergillaceae
Source: the annotation of a GenBank genome assembly